GACUAAAAUAUAAACUGCGUGGACACCAGGUGGCGCAUUAAGGGCUUUUUAAAUGUUAUUUUACAAACGGCUGUCAGACAGGUCAUUCCCAAAGUUUAAAACGUAUGAUGUUACAUAUUUUUAAAGGACUUGCGGGUUCGUUGUUUGUUUGUUUGUUUAGCAUUUCGCGUUUAUCAAGACUACCAUAAGGUCCUUGGUGUUUAUCAGGACAGCACCAAUGCACUGGAGCUCACGCAGGACCAAAGAACAUUCCGGAGGAGCUCUAGAUGCCAAAAAGGUCUUUAGUAUGUUGAACAUUAAAGUGGAUGAUCUGCCACAUGGAUGAUUAACAGCCUCAGCUCCUUUUGAGUGGGUGUUGCAGGGGAAAUUUCAACCAGACAGGUUGUCUCCUGACAGUACUGUAAAUGCGAUGCCCAUCCUUGGCUCCGUGCCCGAUGCCAGCAGACCUUGAGGGAACCACAAAAACGUUCCUCUGGACCCUGAGAAUACCCCGAACCGCAACUCAAGCCGGUUGCGGGAUGAGACCGUCCAGAGACUCCAAAGCGAUGCAUUGCUCUCUCACCAGGCCCGUGACUCUCAGGCUACUCAGAUGGUUAAAAAGUGGUUUGCUCUGGUUCCUGCCUGGGUUUCCAUCUUGCCUGGUUAUGCUUCCCUCUGCAACAACGACACUGCAGCUGCAUCAGGCACACUGGACUAAAGCCUCCAUCCAAGUGAACCAGCAGCUAGCUGGACAUCCAGAAGCAAGGAUCUUUCAGUCGCUGCCUGAGCUGCAGGAGAGCCGUCUGGAUCUCAGGAGGAACAUAGUUGCAUGCAGCAAUGCCAAAAGCAGCUUCAGAGCCCCAUUCAUCAGGCCCAGGAGCUCCAGAGUCAGAGGCUGCAGUCAAAGGGCACCUGGUGCAGAAGAGGCACAGAAUGAAGAACUUGGAGAAUGUACGCUGCAGGAGGAGGCGAGGAGGCUGAGCGAAGAACAUAGUUCUGAUCUACAGGUGGAGAUAGACAGGCCAAAGACAAAGCAGCAGGAUAAGAGGGGUGCAGAGAAGGCAUGCAUUAACAGCUCUGUAGAGAGAGGCUAUGAAGGCACAGCAGCAAGCAGCUGGAGCUCCACAGCCCGGUGGCCGUAUUCCACUGAUCGAACACAGCGAUGAGGAGGCUGGAGGUCAAGGAAGACCACUGCAGUGACUCAGAUGUCUGUUUUUGUGCAUAUGCAGCCUUGACAGGAGGAGAGGACUUUGUUGUCAGCAGGUUGUGAAGACUGAGCAACUCAACUGUAUUAACUACAAAACCAUAGAUAGUUGGAGUGAGUUAGCGAGUUUUGGAGCUCUCAGCUGUGAAGAUGUCUGGCUUCUCAUGAAUAUAAUGGCACUCAGCUUGUGGUGCUCAAAGUGCCAAAACAAAAAGAUUGUGAAAAACUGAAAAGGCUCAAGACACUCCACAGACAUUGUUGUGCACAGUUUUAGGCGGGAACUAUUUCUUUCUGCCAAACAACACCCACUAACCAUAUUGCCGCGCAGAGGGGAGUGUGAAUCUUCUCGUGGACAAGAGGCUUGUGCUCAUGACAGCAAGGGAUGUAAACAUUAUAGUCGUCUGGCUCGGCUGAGUUGUAAAGUUAGUUAGUUUAGUUAGCUUAGUGAGUUUGAGAUGUGUAAACAUCUCCUCGGCUGAUAUCUCGAAUACAGAGUGGAAAACUGGAAAUGUUUUUAUUUUUCAUUAUGAGGUGAACUGUUCAUUAAGCCUGAGAUUCUGGCAUCUGUCAGAGGUGUUUCAGUAUGAAUUAUCAUAGGACUGCACUUGAUUUAUCUCUCAACACCAGGAAAUGUUGUUUCAGCAGACGGAGCUAGUGGCUGACAGAUGUUUCAGCACUGUGACUCUUAGUGUCCCGUGUCUUCUAUCCCCUCACCCUCCCACUCAACCCAUUCCUCCCAUUCCACACCAUCCGUCUGGGCUGUGUGUGGGCCAGGCGCUCAAUAAGCGGAUCAUUCCAGGUCGGGGCCCUCGUGUGAAAUCAGAUGUUUAACUGGCCGGCUGAAGUGGGACGGGAGCAUCUUAACCAGCACCUUGCCAAAGGUCUCGUGUUCAUUCAGCCACUGGGGCUGCUGCUGAGUACGCCUGCCACCUGCCAAUAGGCAUUAGGGAGGAUUUAGUAAUUAAGUGAUAGGCUGAGGACUAAAUUGGGUGUUUGUGGGCUGGCGAGCCACCCCAAGGUCCCUACAGCCAUGCAGAUAGGGGAUUCUAAUUGCCAGGAAUAUUGAUCAGCCUAGCAAGGGGGGUGCGCAGGGAAUUCACAAGCCAUCGAUUAGCUGUUACUGCACCUCCCUCGUCAAUGGGAGAGGGAGGUUAGCAUUGGAAAGGCUUUGGGCUUUUCCCACAGUAUCCUUCACCACCACCAGCUCCUGACACGCACAUGCACAGAGUCAGUGACACAGCAUGUUGUGAUCAAAACGCUCUCUAAAGCUUACCCACACACCGUCCUCCAUAUCCGUAAACCAGCUGUCAUAGGUAGUCCGGUAGUGAACGCGGGAGCAGAGAAAGGACUUUCAAGAGGCCUCGCUAACAGUGUUUUUAUGUACAAAUAAAGUGUCACCCUGAACCUAGCCCUGUCUUCCUCCCACUUCUCUUCUCUUUCCGUCUCCAUACCACUAGCCUUCCUGAGUUUGUAAGGGCUCUGACCCGUGGCCGUGGUCCUAGUUAAUGUUGGAGGGAGAGAGGGGACCAUGCUCGCCCUUUGAUAUUUAAUUAGUUGAUUCACCUGGCAGUAAAUAGGGCCUGGUCAGCGCUCACACACACACACACACACACAGAGACACACACACCUCUGUUUCUAGUUCCAUCACUUAUGCUCCAGUGACACAUCACCAUCACAAAAUAACCUGCUGUGCAAAACAAUACGGUGCAGGCAGAAUGACUAAACAUCCUCUCAUUAAAUGUUAAAGCUUGCCUGAUCAGAUUGAAUCUGUCGCACAUGCAAACCUUGCCGUCUAUUGAUUUAGUUCCCUUCAUGACAUACUUACAGCGCUUCAGUUUCCUUUGACUAGGCUGAAUAGAGAAGCAGUCAGUUAGGAGAUGGGUUAGAAAAUGGUUGGUGAUAAAUUUGAUGUUAAACUGGCAUAAGACAAAAGUUUUUUCUUUAACUUAUUCUGCAGAAAAUUUUGAUUGCACAAUGUAGUGGGUGUAGCAACAUGACACAAUUAUCCUAUAGACUGAUUUCCUAAACGUCCUGCCCAGUCUGUCUGUCGUUGCACAACCAAAACAGGAAAAGGUGUUGAUAUCCCCAGGUAACUGUGGAACAAUUGGAAUAGUUUUAUAAACUGUGCAUUGCAUAUGAAAAAAGAAUCCCGCUGAUGAAGGAGGCAGAGAAGGCAAGAUCAGUAUCAAAACCUGCCUGCUACGUUGGUACAAGAGAUCGGGGUGUCUUGGUAAAAUUUUGAGUCGUAAAGUUGUUGUUUUUUUGCUUUGGACAUUAGCCAGGCUGCUCACGGGAGCCAUGUUGAUAGCCCGGUCUUUGUGAUAGCGGCGCCAACAGUAAAACCACAGGGAAACGCUAUGAGAGGGGAUUUUUAAAGAGCUGUCUUUUUCAGCUGUAAUGAUGAACUGUUUUAUUUUGUGAUUGGGGAUUCUGAACUCACAUGGAGUUUCAGAGAAAAGCAGUUGAGGAGAACUUGGAGAAGAAAUUGCUAUUAGAAGUAUCACAGCUGGAGGGACGACUGGAGGAACACGAGGAGAAAUGUCAACGACAAUAAGCUCCGAGCUUGCAAAGUAGUGAAGGAUACAACAUCCAUGUGAUCGAGUUUCAGUUCAUUUUCAGUUAGACCCAACUGCCGCAUUUUACCUAGCUAACAGGAAUCAUGUCAUCACCUGUUGUGUAUUGCUACUAUCUAGAUUAUCAUCUUGCUUCAAGGACACUUGUGAAGGUGACAUGUGGAAACAAACCUGUCGGCUUCAUGUCAUUUGGAUCAACAUUUCAAAUUUUUUUUAUUGACAUCUAGUUGGCCCAGUUCAGUUUUUCUCAACCGUCUCAGCUGUUUUUUAAUUUUCGUGCUGGAAUGAAUUGCAGCAGUAGUGAGAAGGUUUGCUGCACAGCAGUCUCUAACCUGAGUCAUUUAGAGCCUAUUACAAAACAUCAAUAUAUUGAUCGAAGCGAGUGUCUCAGUAUACUGCUCUGUAAACACACAGUUCGUUCCGUUGUGCUUGCAUCUUAUCAGGAUUUGAAUCUGUUCAUCUUCAGUUCACUUAGUGGCAGCACUGUUGGCUUUUGUGCGACAGCUUUCACUUGCUCACUCUGUUGUGUUUUUUUUUUGUUUGUUUCAGCAGCAUUAUGAAAAUGAUAAAGUAGAAUGUAAAAGGUCUGAGUCUUACAUCAGUGGCACGGUUUGAUUCCAGUCCUGCUGCAUGUCAUUCCAUCUUUCCUUCUCUUGCUUUCACUCUCUGCCCUUUAUGUCUCUCUACAGAUUUGCUUUGACAACAGCAGAAAGAAAUCAUUCUUUGAAAAAAAUAGUGUACUUUUAUUUUAUUUGACUCACAUGUAUUAAAGGUUCUGCAUGGAAAGGACGGGCAUAUUUGAUUGUCUGUUGGCUCCCAGCCAUCCUCUGAAUGUAAAUGCUCAUGGCUCUUUAAGCUGCUUUGAAUGAGAACUUUUUUCCAUGAAUGGCAAACAGUGCAGCCUGUGGCCUGUGUGCCAACUGUACGAGAAAAGCCUUGUGUACCAUAACACAAGCCAGGCAGCAGGAGCAACAGGUCAGAGAGAGAUUCAAUUAGAGGCAGAUGGAGAAACUUCAGAAGAGUUUUGACUCCACUCGCAAACAGGUCAAAAGAUAUUUAGGGAAAAAAGAAACUUUCUCCAACUUUGUUAUUUUACUGGAAUUAUCAAACUUCAUGUCGUAUCACAAAAUGUUUGUGUUGAGCUGCAGAAUGUAAAUGGGUUGAAUUAAUCAGAAAUGAUUUGAGUGGCACCCCGGCCUCUUUUGUUUUGGAUUUUAGGUUUUGUAUUGACCUGUUGAAUUUUCUUUUUCAUCUUAAUUGGCACAAACGUACCAGCUGCAUGUGUUAAGUGUCUGAUUUCACUGUGGAUACUUAUUUUAUUUCAUAUUCUUCUGUCUAGUUUUGAACAGUUGUAUUUUGUAUAUUUAUUGUGAGCAUGUACCUACACAAAUACACCAACAAAUACCAAGUGAGAAUAUAAGGAAAUGUAAAUCAACCUGUUAAUCUCAAAUCAAAUUAUAUAUUAAGAGAAAUAAAUGAAAAGUAAAUGAUAAAUUACAGUACUGUAUGUCUGAUCCAUUGAUAAUCUAAGUCACCUAUGCAUACACUCAUAUUCCUGUAAAUAUUUGUAUUACUUAAGGAGACAUGAUAAGACUUUUCUGUGUAUGUGUUGACAUCAGUGACAUCCAGCAGCAGCAGAACGUAAAGGUGAGCGUCACAAUUUGAACCCGCGCUCCCUUGUGCGGUUUCCAAGGUCAUUUUGUCAUCUUUGACAGGGGUAUGUUUCCCCCCGUCCUCGCCUUCUGAUUGAAGCCUAGCUCCAACCUUCAUACACCACUCAGUCACCCUCCAGCCAUGCUCACAAAUUGAAUUAG
Messenger RNA from Acanthopagrus latus (yellowfin seabream), 5570 nucleotides. RefSeq lists its product as uncharacterized. The transcript is spliced from 13 exons. Bases 405 to 1145 code for a protein of 246 amino acids. The record is from RefSeq and is a predicted model, not a curated record. NCBI's taxonomy places the organism in Eukaryota, Metazoa, Chordata, Actinopteri, Spariformes, Sparidae.